AUGUCGACCAAGAUCCGAGUGCCGGUGGACAUUCCACAGGGCGAUGCCGCAACUUCUGGAGAUCUGUCAGUCAGGAUUAACCAAAUAUUCGUUCAAAAGGGCCCCUUCCGGAAUAUCACCGAGCAGACUGUAGCUCUUGAUCCAGACACCGACGAGGAUGACUCGCCCACGGAUCAAGAAGAUGACGCCGAUAACGAGACCAGAGAGGAGCGUCUUGAAGUGUUGGCCAAGUCUCGAGAGGAACUGUACGCGGAGAUUCACCGAGGGACUCUCCAAUGCAACCAGGCUCUCGACUUCAUCUCCUUGUUCUUGUCAAAGCACUCCAGAGCAGCACAAGGCACCUUUUCCGACACUCUCCGACAGUCCAUGAAACCUGGAAUGUUCGAUAGUCAUAUUCUCGAGGAUGCCCGGUACGCGCCAACCAUCAGACCUGUGGCAGAAUUGUCCAAAGGAUGGAGGACCGAAGGUUUUGCAUCCGCGUCAAACGCGCUUACCUCUGCCUCUGAACGCCUGAAGAAAGAGUCGCAGCGCCAGUCUUCGUUCUGGCAACAGGUUGCGGAUGUGGGUCAAGAAGGCUGGAAAGUGUGUCGUCAUCCGAGAGAUCGUCGUGCCAUGGGUGUCCAUUUUGGCAUGACUGAAUCAGCUCCUCAGUUUCGCAAUCAAGGCUUUGCGAAGCUGUACCAAGAUUCUGAGUCGGAUGUUCACCUAGCACGUCAAGUAGCGCCGAGACGAGUAUCUGUUACCGUCUCUCGGGGUGGACGCGAAACGGGAAGGCACAGCCCUGCUACUACGCACUCGGAGCAAAGAUCGCCGGCGAAUCGAGAACUAGUGGAAGCACGUGACAGCUUGAUUGAUGAAGAGCUCUUUUUUGAGCUCGGAAGAGAAGCCAGAUUGGCUGCAAAUCAGGGCUUCAUUACCAGAGGAGAAGAUAUCGAGUUCACAAUCGACGAACAAUACACUGUAACGCUGUCGCUCACGCCAAGCAGAGCCGAGACUGACCCAAACGACUUCGACAACGAUCUAGCUCAAUACAUCGGCUUGUCAAUACGCAGCCUGCUUUGUCAGGCUCAUCAUGAAUCCAGAAUUCGAAGAGCUCACCCACCACCACCAAUCUCUAUGCGACCUGCGCAUCUGCCAGAAUAUGCCAUCCUCAGACCGCUGGUUGCGGCGCUCAAACAAAGCAUCGCAAGUCCAGCAGCCCGAAAACAUCUCGAUGACUCCGUCAUUGGCCCACUCAGGCGAGCAGGUAUCGAUCUCGAAUUUGCCGAGGCCGAGCCCCAGGAGUCAGAUCUCCCUCAUCAGACUCAUUCGAUGCUUACUACCGGACUUCAACAAUCUAUCUACACACUGAAGCUACCGACCGGCAUACAACAUAACCUCAAAGUGACAUCGUACCUAGGUCGGCCAAUAUACGGCACUGUAUAUGAGGUCGAUGACGCCAAGUACGACAGCAUGAAGCACUUCGUUACCGUCAUCAACGAUCUUGUGACCCGUGACAUUACGGCAUUUAUCGCCAAGGAAAUAUACACCGAAAAGAGACGUUGGCAUAUUGUCGACGCAUACAAAGGUGAUCUCGCAUUGGAUUUUGAAGGUGGCGGUCAAACGCCUUGUACGUUGCGGGUGGGCCUGAAAGGCGGCGUUCUAUUAGCCAAGCUUUCCAACGAGCAACCCAUGUCUUGGAGGUCGACCUCCGUGGACGUCAAGUCGUUGAUGGAUACCAUUCGUGACAACAUGCCGAAGGAUUAG
Cyphellophora europaea CBS 101466 is the source of this 1746-nucleotide messenger RNA. RefSeq lists its product as uncharacterized. The coding region runs from base 1 to 1746 and encodes 581 amino acids. Lineage: Eukaryota; Fungi; Ascomycota; Eurotiomycetes; Chaetothyriales; Cyphellophoraceae. The record is from RefSeq and is a predicted model, not a curated record. Gene Ontology annotation, cellular component: mediator complex; core mediator complex. The transcript has a single exon. Gene Ontology annotation, molecular function: transcription coregulator activity. Gene Ontology annotation, biological process: regulation of transcription by RNA polymerase II.